This is a messenger RNA of Daldinia childiae, 810 nucleotides long. RefSeq lists its product as uncharacterized. Bases 1 to 810 code for a protein of 269 amino acids. NCBI's taxonomy places the organism in Eukaryota, Fungi, Ascomycota, Sordariomycetes, Xylariales, Hypoxylaceae. The transcript has 2 exons. The record is from RefSeq and is a predicted model, not a curated record.
AUGAAGGGGGCAUCACUCCUAUCCUCUCUGGCUGCGGCUAGCCUCGCUCUCGGGCAGUCCGCGCCCGCAAGUAUCCCGACUAUCCUUGGUAUCCGUGGAGCUAACUCGGCGGGCUGCUUCUCGGCGACGAGUAUGAGUCUCUCGCUAAAAGCCGACAGCUUGAAAUUCGACUUCGCGGAUAUGAGGGCUAGCGUUACCCCAGCUACCCCAUACGACUCAGAGGCUGCGAUAUGUGUAAUGUCUAUCGAACUAGGUGCUUUCCCGCAAGGAUGGCGCUUCGCCUUCUCGGACGUCUCGUAUACAGGACAUGCAAAACUCGCGGGGGGUGCACGGGUUCGGAGUUUUGCGGCCAACUCGUACUUCCAGUGGGAACAUCUCAAGAACAAUGGGGCGAUUGAUCAACCUACUAUUAAAAACGCCUCCGGCUCUUAUUUGUUGGACGUCCCGGAGAAGAUCGUAGACUUUGGUGCUACAGGCGCUUACGAUAAAGACUUCAAAGUCGACAUCCAGAACGACAAGCUGGUUUGGUCGCCCUGCUUUACCGGCCAGGAAUACACAUUCGACGAUAAUAUGCAGGUCCAAUUCCAGUUUCAAGCCUACCUAACUAAGGAAGGCUAUUCGAGAACCGGAAGCGGCGUUUUUGGUCGUCCUAUUGGCUCUGCUCUAACGGCGGACUUCAAAGUUAUUUGGGAGCAGUGCGAUCCGGCGCAGAGGAACUCUUGGGGUCAAUUUAGAAUGGGCGACUACGAGUCUUGCGAGCGUAUCGGUCCAGCCGAUAGUUCGGAUGGACAGCCCACUGUAAGGUGGUGA